Messenger RNA from Trichoderma virens Gv29-8, 477 nucleotides. RefSeq lists its product as uncharacterized. The transcript has a single exon. Lineage: Eukaryota; Fungi; Ascomycota; Sordariomycetes; Hypocreales; Hypocreaceae. The record is from RefSeq and is a predicted model, not a curated record. Bases 124 to 285 code for a protein of 53 amino acids.
UAUAUGUACAUUUAAUAAGGAUAAGAGACUCGAAUCUAUCGUCAUUUUGUUUGUAAAAUUGCCAGUCUUAAAUAUGUUUACAGUCCUCCACUGGACACAUCUUGGGUAAGAAUUGAGAGAGAAAUGUUAAAGUUGGAGAUGUUGGAUCAAACCCUUGGCCUCCACCCUAUCUCCUCGAUUGGCCAGCGAAUCCACAACCUGUACUCCUCGUCCAAAGAUCCCAAAUUUCCUGUAAGAGAUGCGUCGACCACCCAUACAUCCACCAACAACCACCCAGGAACUUAAUCAAAACACAGAAAUGAGCAAAUAUGACCAGUGCUAACGAGUCUCGCUGCACCAGAAGCUCGAUAAAGCUAUGGUUCAUUUUAUACAGCCACGAAUAGAUAGUCGAUGUCAACACCACGGGCGCAACGGGUAGAGCCCCCCCAUCCAUAAGGUCGUGUGGUGACAUUGGACUGCAGCCCUGGUCUGGCGAUG